This is a messenger RNA of Aspergillus affinis, 903 nucleotides long. RefSeq names its product NmrA/HSCARG family protein. The record is from RefSeq and is a predicted model, not a curated record. NCBI's taxonomy places the organism in Eukaryota, Fungi, Ascomycota, Eurotiomycetes, Eurotiales, Aspergillaceae. Bases 1 to 903 code for a protein of 300 amino acids. The transcript is spliced from 3 exons.
AUGUCUAAAAUUCUUACCGUCUUCGGAGCCACCGGAAAUCAGGGUGACUCGGUCAUCAAGGCCAUCCUGGCCGAUUCGGUUCUCUCCAAAGAGUUCAAAAUCCGAGGUAUUACCCACGAUCCCAGCAAGUCGUCCUCGCAGAAGCUGGCGGCCGCUGGAGUCGAUGCCGAUAUAUCAACUGUCGAGGGAGCUCUCCCCGCUGUGUCUGGCGCCCACACUGUCUUCCUGGUGACAAACUUCUGGGAAUCCAUGAAGAAGGAGGUAGAGCUAUCUCAGGGCAAGGCAGUAACGGAGGCAUAUAAGCAAGCAGGGGUGAAGCACCUCAUCUUUUCCUCGUUGCGGAAUGUGACCGAGAUCAGCAACGGCCGUCUGCCGAACGUGACGCACUUCGAUGGCAAGGCCGAGAUUGAGGAUUAUAUCCGCGCCAGUGGCAUCUCGUCCACCUUUGUCCUGCCCGGGCUGUUCAUGUCCAACUUCUUUGAUUUUUUCAACAAGCAGGGUGACACUUAUACGCUUGCGUGGCCGGUCAACUUGGAGAAAGCCCGCGCUCCGCUCUUUGAUGCGGCACAGGAUACUGGCAAGUUCGUGAAAGCUGCUUUAGCUAAUUGGCCGUCGACCGCCGGACAACGUAUCCUCGCCGCCACCGACUAUUACACGCCGAAGAGAAUCGUGGACGAGUUCCAAAAGGUCACCGGCUACAAGGCGCAGGCGGUGCAGAUCCCGCCGGAGACAUUCAAGUCUUUCCUUCCUGAACCCGUGGCGCAGGACAUGCUGGAAAAUAUCCAGUUGCUGGAAGACCCGGAAUACUUUGCGGGCGAGCCUUUGGAACCGUCACUAAAAUUGCUGGACCAAAAACCCACGCUAUGGGAGGAGUUUGUGAUACAGAACAAGGAGAAGUUCUAA